Molecule: messenger RNA, 2756 nt
Organism: Archocentrus centrarchus (flier cichlid)
Lineage: Eukaryota; Metazoa; Chordata; Actinopteri; Cichliformes; Cichlidae
Product: synembryn-A
Exons: 14
Coding region: 338-2407 (689 amino acids)
Biological process (GO): G protein-coupled receptor signaling pathway
Cellular component (GO): plasma membrane; cytoplasm
Molecular function (GO): G-protein alpha-subunit binding; guanyl-nucleotide exchange factor activity
Source: RefSeq, a predicted model, not a curated record
UCCAUGUCUCCUGCAUCUCUCUUGGAUUAAAACGAGAGACAGAGUGAGAGAGCUAGGCUGAGUGAAUGAGAGUGGCUGGUGAGUGAUUGAAUUCAGCAAAUUCAAAGCUGAACAACAACAGCGCACGGCACAUACGUGGAGAAAUAAACGCGUCAACCUGAAGCAAAGUUGGAGUGGUGAUUUGCUUGACAUAUUUAAAGUAUACACUACAUCACCUGACUACUAAACUGAACUGUGCAAGGAAGCAUGAACGUGGACAUAGAGGGGAUAAUCCAGUGCAUCAAGCAGGGGGAUGAGAAUGGUGUUCAGAUAAAGCUGCAGGAGUUCAACAAAGAGUAUGCCCAGUGCUUCUUCUUUGAUGCAGAGGAGAGGGAAAAACGCAGAAAGGACUUUUAAAAUCCACCAUUUCCUGUCUCUUCUGCUACAUUACUCUCUGACGGAUGGUCCAUCUCUUAAGCAAAGAAGACUAGAAGAGUUCAGAAAGAAUAAAGUGAGGGACUACACUGAUUCUGACUCCGACUUGGAUGAGUACGACCAGGAGGAUCGAGGGCUUAUUCUCAGACAGAAUUUAGCUGUGGUCCUUGUGAGGUUCAUAAGAACAGAAGUCAAAUGUCUUCUGUUGAGAGUAUGUCUACGCACCCUGAGGAUUCUUUCCCGGGACAAAAAGGUCCUGGGCCCUUUGGUGACCGACAGCGCUCUCCUGACUCUGGCCAAACUAGCUGGGCUGACCACAAGCGAUGUCAGUGAUGAAGUCAACGACCCCGACUCUGAUUUCUACGAUAACAUCAUUACAUCUCUCACAGAGGCCAAAGUGCUGCAGGGUCACACUAAUGAGGACGAAGGUGAAGCUGAAACUAAUGAUCAAAAUGAAGAACAGCCGGCUUUUGAUGAGGAUGCCAAGAGCGACAUCAGCAACACCUACAGCGGCGAUGUGGACAGCAUCAGCUGGUUUGGGAGCCACAGGACCAGCAUCAACGAACUGCACAGAGGUGGGAUGCAUCACAAGGUGCUGGAGAGAGGGCGGAGGGACCGCAGAGAGAGCAAGAUGGAUGUGGAAGAAGAGGUGGAGGAAAUGGAGUCAGGAGAGGAGGCAAAGAGAAAAGAGGCCAUGAAGGUCUUGUGUAAUGUGGUGUACAACAGUGCCUGGGCACAGGAAAGAUUCAGUGGUCUCAGGCUCAUGUGUGGUCUUAUAGAGCGUGUAUCCUCCAGUGUCAGCUGCUCAAAUCCCUCUAGUGCUCAGUUCUAUGAACUACGCUUCAUGUUCCUCAUGACUGCACUCAGGCCAGAGCUCAGCACCCAGCUUAAACAGGAGGGAGGGGUUUCCAUCCUCACAGCAGCCUUGGAGAGCUGCCUGGAGGUGCAGUGGAAAGACCAGUAUGAGUGCAUACUGGACUCACAGGGACAACCUAUCUCUCUGGAAACCUCUCAGCGUGUCACAGAGAUCCUCAAAAUUCUCUUCAAUAUUACCUACAGCACCCACAAGCAGGAGCCAAGUGAGGAUGAUGCAGCUCUGUACCGACACCUGGUGGCGAUCCUGCGUCUCUGCCUGAUGAGGAAGUGCGUACUGUCAGAAGACACAGAUGAACUGCAGGGUCACACAGUGAACCUGCUGUCAGCGCUUCCUCUGCAAUGUCUUGAUGUGUUGCUGAUGGUGCCUCUGGAGCCAGAUUCAGAGCAGUGUGAGGGGGUCAAUAUGGACUGUGUCCACACGCUGCUGAUGUUCAUGGAGAGACGCCUGGAGGCGGGAGAUAAGAUCAAAGAGAAGCUGACACCAAUCCUCAUUCUGCUGACGGAGAGCUGCAGGGCUCACAGAGAAACACGGCACUACAUCAGAAAAUAUAUCCUGCCUCCUCUGAGAGACGUAUCACAGAGGCCAGAAGAAGGCACCACAGUGAAGAACCGUCUGAUUCGCCUCAUGACUCAUUUGGACACCGACCUCAAACACUGCGCUGCUGACCUCAUCUUUGUCCUCUGCAAGGAAAAUGUGAGGCGUUUUGUGAAGUACACAGGUUACGGUAACGCAGCAGGUCUGUUGGCCACCAGGGGCCUGCUGGGGGGCCAGGGGCCCAGGGCCUCCUUCUCAGAUACCCAGUAUUCCAGCGACUCAGAUUCAGACACAGAGGAGUACCGGCAGGUCAAAGACCGCAUCAACCCGGUGACGGGACGGGUGGAGGCAGAUCAGCCAGACCCUAUGGAGGGCAUGACAGAGGAGGAGAAGGAGGAGGAGGCCAAGAGGCUGAUCAUGCUCUUCAACAAGCUGUCCAGAGACAACAUCAUCCAGCCGAUGGGAGUGGAUGAAGAGGGGAAGCUCGUCCCGAUGUCAGGACUAAAGGAAAACCCUCUCUCUGAGGAGGCGAAGUCUGAGUCAGAGAAUGAGGGAGAAACAGACGAAGGCAACAAGGACUGAUUUCAGAUCAUCAGUUUCAUUCACUUUAUCGUUAUUAUUUUCUAAACAUUUUACUUGUAAAGGUUAUCAGUGGGAAAGGUGUGUUGUGUCUGCAUGGAUGACAUGAAAAGAGAGGGAUGUAGUUCUCAACUAAACCCAGCUAUGCUGAGCGUGAAUACAUUUAAGAAAGGUUUUUAAAAAAAAAAGAUAAUUUCAUAUAUUUUCUCCUUUUGAUUGAUACUGAUAACAUACAGCAGCAGCAAUAUGGUCACGUGUAAGAUCAUAAUGGUGAGAAUGCAAUUCUGAAUAUGUAGUAGAUCCUGAGAAGGAAUAAUACACAUUAAUGUUUCAAUAAAGUGUUAAAAUCUAA